Molecule: messenger RNA, 3576 nt
Organism: Laccaria bicolor S238N-H82
Lineage: Eukaryota; Fungi; Basidiomycota; Agaricomycetes; Agaricales; Hydnangiaceae
Exons: 3
Coding region: 10-3576 (1188 amino acids)
Molecular function (GO): protein binding
Source: RefSeq, a predicted model, not a curated record
AAUCACGAAAUGACAUCCUAUAAAACUCGACAGUCAUCUUACGGCGAACCCACCGGUUGCAUGCAAGGGACCCGCGUCAAGGUCCUCGAAGAAUUGGACAUUUGGGCCUCGGACGCCAAUAGCAGCAGGGUAUACUGGAUGGUAGGUAUGGCUGGAAUCGGUAAAUCAACCAUCGCGCACACGUUCUGUGAGAACCUCGAGGCGAAAAACAUUCUUGGUGGCAGUUUCUUUGCUUCUCGAGCAUCCGAGAAAACUAGAAACGCACGCCUUAUCAUUCCUGUUAUAGCACAUUCAUUGGCCAGAGCUUCACCUGCUAUCAAAGUUGAGGUCGUCAAGGCCAUCGAGGAUGACCCUACUCUGGCGGAAACGACCUAUUCUAACAUAAAGGAGCAGUUCAAACGACUCAUUUAUGAUCCCGUUCAAACGACCGUCGGUGGGGUGGAUAAAGUUGUCGUUAUUGAUGCCAUCGAUGAAUGUGCCAACCUUGAAGUUGUCACUUCGUUCAUCAAACUUGUCCUUGAAUUGGCGUCGAAAACUCCGCUCAAGGUAUUCCUCACCAGUCGAGACGAAUAUCGGAUUCGCAAGGCCUUCGAGUCUGGGGAUCGCAUACGAUUCUGUCUCCAUGAAAUCGAGAAGGACGUGGUCAAGAACGAUAUCCAAACAUAUCUCGACAUAUCAUUGGCCCGCAUUAAAGAAAACGACAGCGACGAAUGGCCCUCUUCCAGCGAACUGUCCGUUCUCGUCAAACGAUCUGGUACACUCUUCAUUUACGCAGCAACUGCUGUUCGUUAUAUCACCAACGGUGAUGAAGACUUUAAGUCCCGUCUUUCCGCAAUGGUGAUCCAUGGCCAGAAAUCAAUCAGCAAGUUUGAGACCGACAUCGAUUCUCUCUAUAUACACGUCUUGGAAAAGGUCUGUGAAGGCAAGGAGUUGCAUGAAGUUGCUCCUAUGAGAGACCUCUUGUUGAUCACCAUAUUCCUUCGAAAUCCAUUGUCGAUGGAAGCCCUUACAUCUCUGUCACUGGAAAGGAACACACACUCAUAUUUGUCGCGUCUCUGCUCUGUUAUUCACAUUCCUGAUCAACCAGGGGCUGUGGUUGCUCCAUUCCAUGCCUCAUUCCCAGACUUCAUAACUGAUCCCAAACGUUGUUCUCCUGAGCGUUUUUCUUCUGAGCGCUCUGCAUUCCCUGCCUUGGAUGCUUCAGAGGGUCAUAAACUGAUAGCCCUGAAAUGUUUGGAGCAGAUGAACAGGUCACUGAAGUACAACAUAUGCGAAAUUCCCAAAGAAUUGACAGUGUUCCGGAGAGGUAGGACCAACUCUCCGCAAAACAUCGACAAAAUCUCAGAAGUGCUCAAAUACUCAUGUAUCUAUUGGGCUGCUCACUUAGCAGAGGUCAAGAAAUUUGACUGUGUACUCGUCGAGGCUCUUCGUGUUUUUCUGCACAAGCAUCUUUUGCACUGGAUAGAGUGUCUCAGCAUACUGGGUGAGCUGCAGACUGGACUGAAAUACCUGGGUGGCAUAAUGACUCUUUUAUCAUUACUUGUUCACGAUGCCCGCCGGUGCUUACAAAUGAACUUUGAAGCUGUCCAGAAACAUUGCAUGGGGAUCUAUGAGUCUGCACUUACUUGGAUCCCGAAGAAUUCAGUGAUAUGCAAAACCUACAUUGCAGAUGUCAGCAGAGUUCCAAAAGUGACUCUUGGAUUAUCUGACUCCUGGGACCCUGCAGAGCUGAUUUUACAAAAUGGCUCACUGGUACUAUCUGUUGCAUUCUCGCAGGAUGGCAGUCGAGUCAUCUCUGGAUCAUACAAUGGAACACUCCGAAUUUGGAAUGUGACGACGGGCAAGGUGGAGGCUGAACUGAAGGGCCACACAGGUUGUGUGAAUUCUGUUGCAUUCUCACAGGAUGGCAGCCAAGUUGUCUCUGGAUCAAAUGACAAAACAGUCCAAAUUUGGAAUGUGACAAUGGGUGAGGUGGAGGCUAAGCUGAAGGGCCACACAGAUUUUGUGAGGUCUGUUGCAUUUUCGCAGGACAGCAGCCAAGUCGUCUCUGGAUCAGAUGACAAAACAGUCCGAAUUUGGAAUGUGACAACGGGUGAGGUGGAGGCUAAGCUGAAGGGCCACACAGAUUUGGUGAGGUCUGUUGCAUUUUCGCAGGACAGCAGCCAAGUCGUCUCUGGAUCGGAUGACAAAACAGUCCGAAUUUGGAAUGUGACAACGGGUGAGGUGGAGGCUGAGCUGAAUGGCCACACAGAUUUGGUGAAGUCUGUUGCAUUUUCGCAGGACAGCAGCCAAGUCGUCUCUGGAUCGGAUGACAAAACAGUCCGAAUUUGGAAUGUGACAACGGGCAAGGUGGAGGCUGAGCUGAAGGGCCACACAGAUUUGGUGAACUCUGUUGCAUUUUCACAGGAUGGCAGCCAAGUUGUCUCUGGAUCAAAUGACAAAACAGUCCGAAUUUGGAAUGUGACAACGGGUGAGGUGGAGGCUGAGCUGAAGGGCCACACAGAUUUUGUGAGGUCUGUUGCAUUUUCGCAGGACAGCAGCCAAGUCGUCUCUGGAUCGGAUGACAAAACAGUCCGAAUUUGGAAUGUGACAACGGGCGAGGUGGAGGCUGAGCUGAAUGGCCACACAGAUUGUGUGAGGUCUGUUGCAUUUUCGCAGGACAGCAGCCAAGUCGUCUCUGGAUCGGAUGACAAAACAGUCCGAAUUUGGAAUGUGACAACGGGUGAGGUGGAGGCUGAGCUGAAGGGCCACACAGAUUUGGUGAGCUCUGUCGCAUUUUCGCAGGAUAGCAGCCGAGUCGUCUCUGGAUCGGAUGACAAAACAGUCCGAAUUUGGAAUGUGACGACGGGUGAGCCGAGUCGUCUCUGGAUCGGAGACAAAACAGUCCGAAUUUGGAAUGUGACGAUGGGUGAGGUGGAGGCUGAGCUGAAGGGCCACACAAAUAUUGUGAGGUCUGUCGCAUUCUCGCAGGAUGGCAGCCGAGUCGUCUCUGGAUCGCAUGACAAAACAGUCCAAAUUUGGAAUGUGAUGACGGGCGAGGUGGAGGCUGAGCUGAAGGGCCACACAGAUUACGUGAUAUCUGUUGCUUUCUCGCAGGACGGCAGCCGAAUCGUCUCUGGAUCGAACAACAAAACAGUCCGAGUUUGGAAUGUAACAAUGGGCAAGGUGGAGGCUGAGCUGACAGGCCACACAGUGACAAGUUCUGUCGCAUUCUCGCAGGAUGGCAGCCAAGUCAUCUUUGGAUCGCAUCACAAAACGGUCCAAAUUUGGAAUCUGACGACAGGCAAUUCUCAAGCAAUGCUUGCUUCAAACAUAACAUUGCCUGACGACAGUAGAGUGAAUAAAACUGGCCAUGGGGAAUUCCACAUUUCCUAUCCCUUGCAGCAACCUACACUCAGUAUGAAUUCCUCUACCCAGUUAUCAAAUAGCGGUGACUGGAUAAUGGCCAACCUCCGAGACUGCUGUAUUCCCUCUCAAUAUCGCAAGUUUCGGUGUUCCUCAAUUUGGGGCAGCCGAAUAUGUUUGGGGUACCAAUCUGGCCGUGUAGUCAUUGUUGAUAUGAACGUGGCGUUAUGA